Messenger RNA from Scheffersomyces coipomensis, 2218 nucleotides. RefSeq names its product putative hydrolase. The transcript has a single exon. Gene Ontology annotation, molecular function: phosphatidylcholine lysophospholipase A1 activity. The record is from RefSeq and is a predicted model, not a curated record. Lineage: Eukaryota; Fungi; Ascomycota; Pichiomycetes; Serinales; Debaryomycetaceae. Bases 420 to 2078 code for a protein of 552 amino acids. Gene Ontology annotation, cellular component: lipid droplet.
UAAAUAGUUAUGAUUUGCAUCUUCGAGAGUAAUUUGAAGUAAUUCCAUACUUCUUCUUAAAAUACCAUCGUCAAUAUUGAAUUGAAUAACCAUGGUCAUAACACCGUUCUUCUGGUAGUUUGAUAAACUUCUAAUUACAAAGAUAGAUUGAACAGUUAUGAAAUUUUAGAAUGAAAAUAAAUGAUAAAGCAGUGAUGUUAUACAUCAUAAAUAAACAGUUGUGUUCUAAAUGAAUUUUUUUUUUUGCAUAUUAAUGCUAAAUUCGGGGUUACGGAAACGACCUCCGAGGGUGUAAGAAAAAAUUAACGUGGUGACAUUCAAGUAAACAUGUGUACCAAGUGUAUACACGAUUUCAUUUCUUUGAUCAAAUUUUUUGAAUUAGCUGUUGUUCCCAUCCUCUAUUUUCAUGACAGUACGAUAUGGCUGAAGAAGUUACCAUAACCAGUGAUACUAAAUCAAAAGAUAAUAGUACAGCCGCUACCAGAACCACCACUAAUGUUGAUGCUCAUUUGUUUGUGUUAGUUCAUGGUUUGUGGGGUUCACCAACUCAUAUGUUGACAAUUGAAAAAUUGAUUAAGGACUUGGUACCACCUGCUUCAAAUGAGAAGAUCCUUACAUUAAGACCACAAAGUUUCAGGUUCUGGAAGACUUAUGAUGGUUUGGAGUUGAAUUCAAAGAAGAUCAUCACUGAGAUCCUUUAUGAAAUUGAAACCUUAAAAGAGAAGAAUAAUUAUAAUGUGGUUAAGAUUAGUUUUGUGGGUUAUUCAUUAGGUGGAUUGAUUGCAAGAUAUGUUAUUGGAUUGUUACAAGAAAUGGAUUUCUUUGAUAGUGUUAAACCAAUCUUUUUCACUACGUUUGCUACUCCUCAUGUUGGGAUUGAAUUUUUUGCCAAUAAUUUCUUUGAUAACACUGCUAAUCUUAUUGGUCCUAUUUUAUUUGGUCCAGUUGGUAAAGAAUUAUUUGUGGCUGAUACUUCAAAGGCAUUAAAGGAAAUGGCUGAUCCAAAUAAGGUUUUCUUUCAAGGUUUAGCUCGAUUUGAAAAACAUAUGUUAUUAGCCAAUGUUAAAAAUGAUAGAACGGUUGCAUUUUUCACAGCUUUCAUUACUGAAUAUUCUCCAUUUGAUGAUUGGAAAUCAGUUAAAAUCAAAUAUAUUAAGGAUUUACCUCAAACUAGGGUUGGAAAAGUGUUUGUUGGACCUAAAUUUGUUGAUUUAACCAGAAGUCAAUUGUUAACAGUUGAAGAUUCAAGAGCAUUUAAAGGUAAUUUACAAGAAGAAACCUCUAUUUUUAAAACUAAUAUCUAUUUAAGAGUAUUAGUUAUCAUAGCUAUGGCAUCAAUCUUAGUACCGAUUUGGAUUCCAUUAGUUUUAACUACCAGUUUUUAUGUUUCAGUUUAUAGUAUGAUAAAGAUUAGAUUGGUUACAUUUCCAAAGAUUAAACAACAUUGGUCAAAGGUUAAAGAUACCGUGUAUGGUAAAUUACCUAUUGAUCUUCAUGAUACACAAAUUGGGGAAGAACAAAGGCUUCAAAGAAGAUCAUUAUCAAGGCAUGAAUCAUUUAAAGGUGAUACUUCACAAUUAACUCAAAAUGCCAUGGAUAAUUUCAUGUAUGUUGAAGAAAGAUUUACAGGUAAGACACCACCGGUUGGAAAUGGUGAUGAUGAAAAAGAGGAAGAAGAAGAAGAAGAAGAAGUUGAAAAUGAACCAACUCCAACUCCAGCUGGUGUAGACGAAGAAGAAGAACUUGAAUCUAAAAGUUUAAUUGAUGUUAAAGCUGAUAUUAAUGAUGAAAUAAUCAAGGCUAAGUUGAAUGCUUUAAGUAUCAAAGAUACUGAAUUAUAUCCUUUAUUCACUGAAAAAUCUAAAUUAAAAAUGAAUGAUGAUAAAAGAUUCAUUAUUCAUUCUUUAAAUUCCCUUGAUUGGAUUAAAAUCCCAGUUUAUUUAGAUUGUUGGAACGCUCAUGAUGGUAUAGUUAGUCGAAAAGGACCAAGAAGCAAUGCUAAAGGUACGUCUACCAUUGGAUUAUGGUGUUCUAUCUUAAGAAAUCAUUUAAAGGAAACAUCACCCAUAACUACUUGAAAUAAAUGAUCAAAUUUUAUUGCAACCAAUCAAUUUGCCGUAAUGUGAUGGCAAAAAAUAAAACGGUUCUGCGAAUUUUUAAGUAUUUAAUUUUUUUUUUUUCUUCGUGUUUACUUUUGUGUAGAAAUUCAAAUUUUAUA